GUGGACCUUUAUCGUGGUUCCUUUCGCCAUUAGUAGAAUCUUGGCCUAGGUGAAUCCUGUAGGUGGCGAAGGCCUAGAGAGGGGAGGCCGAGGCAAUGGAUGUGAAUCAGCCGAAGCAAGAGCAUCUGCUAGCCCUGAAAGGUCCUGUUUUCUUCUGAUCUGUGCAUCACAUGCAAGAAGAGAUUCUUGUAAAUAAGAUGUAUUACGCUUUAGAGUUGAGGAUCCUAAUCAAGAGACUGUUGCUUUUAUUAAGAAUAACUGGAUUCCUACAGUACCAGCAUGGAAGUAGUUUUGCACUAUCGGCCAUUUCAGAAUGACCUCACAAAAUUGCAGAAACUUGCAGAAGAAACACUGAAGGAGUUUCCUAUUCGGCAACUACCGAGAUUUGUUCCCUGGUUUCCAAAUGUUUCACACAAACUUCCACUCAAGCCUAAAAGACAACCACCUAUUAUUUCUGGUGAGAAAGCAGAAGAAGUGAAACAACUUGUUGCAGCUUCAGAACCUCUUAUUGGGCGAUAUUAUGACUGCACAGUGGACCUUCUGGAGUUUCAGUCUAAUUUGAAAACUGGUCAAAGUUUAAUUCAGGCACAAACAGUGCGUGCACAAAUUAAUUCAAGCAAUUUGGAAGUACAGUCAGCAAAUGAAAAACCAAAAUUGAGAAGGUCUUGGAGUAUCUCUGUCCCUAGUUCUAAACUUAAAGAAAAAAUUCUUCCUUUAUCUAGAGAACUGCAGAGUAAUUUAGAAAGAAUGAAGCUACAUGCAUUUUAUAGAGCAAAGUGGACAAUUGAGCAAUCUAUUUGUAAUAAUCAAACUCUAGAGGACAUUUGGAUAAAAUUGAACACAAUGAUCAAACACAAUGAAUUGCCGACUUGCAAUGCUACAAUCCAGAGAUGUGUGGACCAGAUAUGGGUUUUCUGUGACCUAUUAUACAGUGAAUAUGUUGGCAAUCUUCUUAAAGAAAGAUUAAAUCUUACUGGGAGAAUGAACUUGCUUGUACAUAAAUAUGGAAUUAUAUUUAGUUUGUAACUUUAAAACCAAAGGAAAUAGUAAUAUUACUGUCUGGAAUAUUAGGGUUUGUAUCCACAAAAACAAUGAGGAGUCCAGUGGCACCUUAAAGGCUAACAGAUUUAUUCGGGCAUAAGCUUUCGUGGGUAAAAAAACCCGCUCUUCAGAUGCAUGGAGUAGUGGGUUUUUUACCCAUGAAAGCUUAUGUCCAAAUAAAACUUAGUCUUUAAGGUGCUACCGGACUCGUCGUUGUUUUUAUUAGUUUGAUUAGAAUUGUUUGUUUACAUAUAAUUUUGUUUGACCAUGAAUUAUAUCACUGUAUUUUGUAGUUAAGAACAUUGGAAUAGCAUUUGUGUAACUUUCCCCCUCCGCCCAUGCAUAGAGUCAGAGUCCAUUGUCCAGUGACUCUUGCAGAUGAGCUGUAUUAGGAAAAUGAAAUCUGUACUUCUGUCAGAGGACUUCCUUCCUGUACUGAUUGAGUUAAAAUUAGGAGGAGAGAAAAAGCACAAUAUAUUUUUUUAAGUGAGUCAUCAUUGUCACCAUGAUGGAUUUUGAUUUUGUCCUAGAGUUCCAAGAUGCUGAUUAUCUCUAGGAAAAAUUCUCAUUAGGAUGAAUAGUUUACAUUUAAAAUGUAAACUGACUUCCAUUCCACACAAAUCUUGUCAUCUCGUGCUUAUUUGCUCUGAAAUACCAAAUAAUAAAGAUUAGAGAAAAGUUUAUAUUGUAGCUGAGGGGUGAAAACAUUGUAAAUUCUUUCACCUCCAUUAUUUUAUGCCUUUUGCACUGAUAUUUUUCUGGUGUCCCUGCUUUUUGAUUUCAUUCCUACAGCCUCAGUAGCUUAUAAUUAUAGUGGUGAACAAAAAGAAAGUGCUAGGUUAAUGGUUAUUAAACCAUCAGCAUCUUGGAAAUUAGUCUGACUAGCUUGUGAAAUUGUACAUAUUGAUAAUAUAAUGGUCCCACUGGAUGCAUUGGUAUGUUAAGAUGUUUGAAUGCAGCAUGGCUUGCAGUGACAUGAGAGAAGAGACCCAUCUUCAGUAUGAAUGUUGAGUAUGCUCUUGUCCUCUUCAGAGGGUUUGUGAUAAACUAGAGCAGGUACCUUGGGACCCUGUAGGAGUGUAUGGGCAUGUAUUUCUCUUGGGGACCUCUGCUAGGAAAUUUACAGUUAUGCUAGCUGUCUUGGAAGAAUCUAUAGCCUAGCUAGAUGUAAAUUGUUACAGUAGGCUUUAGCUAUGAGGGAAGAAGGGAAAAUAGUUAGUGAAUGAGGAUCCCAGGAUGUUGGACAGUGUCCUGAAGGCCAUUGUGUUGGAUUAGAGUACAGAGAAAGAAAAUCCCUGUUUAUUUCUCAGAAGACCCAACUAUUCUAAAAGUUAACCAUUUGUAACUAUUGGCAAAUGUUGUUUCCCACUUUAGAGGUCUGAGUAGUAAUUUUACAUUGCAAAACCCAUUGGGAAACAUAGUUCCACAACUCCAUUUCUAACCUUAUUUAUUUUCAAUAAACACACACAAGUUGCUAUCUAAAGCAAAAAUCUGAAAAUUAAUGUGAUUUUGAUUUAAUUGGUAAAUUAACAGUUUAGAUGGGAAGUGUCUAUAUUUUGCCUAAUGCUUCCAUCCUGCCUCCUCCAUUUUAAUGGUAAGUUUCAUUGUGAAUACUACUGAUUUAAUCUGAUUGCAGUUCUUUUGGCAUCUCUUACCUCAGUAAACAAAUCAGUUAAUCACUAGCCUAACCAUUUGCCAUCACACUGACAGGACAGAUGUCCGACCCAGCAGUAUAAUUUCUUCCUUCUGAUUCUCUAUAAGUACUUCUUGCUCUUGCCUGAAUGCUCAGUGUUUUCUCUUGAGGUAUGAGUUGUUUUUUUUAAAUCUUUUAAUAUUUCUGUUUAGUACAACUGCAUUGAGAGUUUCAUAGGAUAACCCAGGGUCUGUAUUAAUUUAAAAGCUUGCAUAGCUAAAUUGCAUAGUUUAAUUUACUGUUCUUUAUAACAACAAAAUUAGUAAUAGAGAUACAAAUAGCCCUUGUCUAGUCAGAAUUUUCUUCCUUUUAAUAUACUGUAUAGAAAAGAAACUUUGUGGUGGAGUGCAGUAUAGAAUAAGCUUAAGUACCUCAGACUAUCACACUUCUUUGAUCUUGGGCUAUAACAAGAAAAUCCAAUUUUGGGCCCAGAUCCUUCAAAGAUUUACAUAGGCAGUAGCUUUAUUUAAGUCAGUAGUCCCAUUGAAGUCAGGUCCUGACCCUGCAAAGAUUUAUGCAUGUAACUUCACUCACAUGAGGAGUCCCCACUGAGUAAAGUUACACACAUGCAUAAAUCUUUUUAGGAUCAGGACCUUUAAUUUAUGUUUGGCUUAUGACUUCCCAGUGUGACAGGUUAUAUCAUUGUAAUCUGUGUCUGUUUUAUACAUGUAAUUAAAAUUGGACUAAUUUUCUCUAGCUAAACAUGUUUGGUAUCCGUUUUCUGACUUAAAAUUCUUGGUAAGAACUUACUGUGAGAAUCAAAUAAUGUUAGGACUUUUAAUAUAUGUCCACUUUCUUCAGUGCUUAUAGUUUUCUGGAUAACUGCCGUCAAAUGGGUUGUGAACACCCAAUACUGUCUAUUAAGAGGAUUAUUUCAGUUAGUACUGAUUUACAGUCUUAAACCCGGAACUUUAUUUGAAUUUGUUUUAGAAAUGCUUAGCUGAAAUGCAUAUGUAUUUAAAUCUCCUUAGUAUUUUGCUUGCCUUCAUUCUGGUCCAUUUCUCCAUUACUGUGUUACGUGCACUCUUUACAGGAAAUGGGAUUGGGAGUGUGGGAAGAUGACUUUAAGCCACUUGCGUGUUUUCCUACACUCUGGGCCUGGCCGUUAGUGUGAAUUACUGUAUUCCCAACCUCAAGCAUUCAGGGAUCAUAAGUCAGGCCCCCCAAAAGUCAUAAGAUUAUAUUAAAAUUCAUGUCGUUUUUUUAAAUAAUACAUUUUGGGUCUUUUUAUUUGCCUUCUUGGUUUUGAGCUUUUAGAAUUCAUGUUUUUUAGUACUUUCUAUGUCUCAUCAUUGUGGCAAACUUUUUUUUUAAAUGGAAAGCUGGGAUUUUCAUAUAGUUGCAUGACUCAGGAGCUGUAGUUUUAAGGAAAAUGCCAUAUAUUGUGAGACUUGUGAUAAAAUCACAAGAGUUGGAGGCAACGGUGAAAUUAGAGUAGUCCUAAGACUUGGAAUUAAUUUUACUUGACUCCUGUGGCCCUCAAUUGUCCAUGGGAAGCAGAGAAUAGCCAGAGUUCACCAGCAAUCCAGAUUCAUCCAUCUUUCCCAUGAUAUGUUCUGGGUAUGUGGUGGAUAGUAUGACCAGAUGUCCCAGUUUUAUAGGGACAGUCCUGAUUUUUGGGUCUUUUUCUUAUAUGGGCUCCUAUAAGCCCCCCCCCCCCCGUCCCGAUUUUUCACAUUUGCUGUCUGUUCACCCUAGUGGUGGGGGACAGGCGUAGAGCUGUUGCAAUAGUUCUGUAUUAGAGGCUGCUCUCAGACUAUUUUCCAGGGGAAAUUUAUCACCCCUUUAUGCUAGAGUUGUGUAAAGAGGCAAGGAGGCCCAAAAAAAAAAAAAAACUUACCAGUGUUUACAAUGGAGGGAUACUGUCCCAUUGACUUCAAUGACAACAAUACCUUAUCUCCAAUGGGUGUAGUAAAAGUCCCCAUAUAAUAUUUGGAAGAAACCUUAAAGCAAUCCACACAUAGCCUGUGCAUCAAGAAUGACAUGAUGCCCAAUGCUACUUUUUCAAAAUCACACUCGUGAUGUUUGAACAGGACUAUAUUUAGACUUCUAAGGGUUUGUCUACACUGGCAAGUUUUGUCGCCAAAAACUGCCUUUUGGCGACAAAACAGCAAGAGGGUACACACUACAAUGGGACUUUUGUCGCGAAAAACGCCCAGUUUUGGCAACAAAAAACUUCCAACUGUAAGAGAGACUUGUCUUUUCCCCUCUCUUUAUUGUCGACAAAGAGCCAGUGUAGACAUUGCUGAUUGUUUUGCUGACAGAACUGGCUUCCGCCAGUAUCCCACAAUGCCUGCCCUGAUUGUUCUGCUCAGUGUUUUGAUCUCUGCUGCCCCCCAGGCAUGCACCCCUCCCCUUUCAAAGCUGCAGGAAGUAUCUGUGUGCUGC
Molecule: messenger RNA, 5122 nt
Organism: Chrysemys picta bellii (western painted turtle)
Lineage: Eukaryota; Metazoa; Chordata; Testudines; Emydidae
Source: RefSeq, a predicted model, not a curated record